Molecule: messenger RNA, 2343 nt
Organism: Medicago truncatula (barrel medic)
Lineage: Eukaryota; Viridiplantae; Streptophyta; Magnoliopsida; Fabales; Fabaceae
Product: ran guanine nucleotide release factor
Exons: 8
Coding region: 1251-1874 (207 amino acids)
Biological process (GO): protein import into nucleus
Cellular component (GO): nucleus
Molecular function (GO): guanyl-nucleotide exchange factor activity; small GTPase binding
Source: RefSeq, a predicted model, not a curated record
UUUUAGCUAUAUCUAUCUUUAGCAUGAAUCACCAAUGUUAGUUUGCUGAAAUUGUAGUGAUUGAUCGAUGAAAUUGUCAAAAUUCUAAAGUAGUAGUUGAAACUUAGAAUCCUCAAUCACAGUAGUCUGUCUAUUUGAGACAAUUUUUAAUACAAAAUUUGUUGAUCUAAAAGAGCUAAUAAGGUAAUAGGAAAAGUGUCAUAUUUGAAUUACAUAUUUGAGCUAAGGUAACAUGGUUUCCACGAUAUCUAUGGCCUUGAUCUAGUAAUGUUGGGGAAGCAAGUUUGGAAAUUGUUAACCAACCCAAAUCUAUAGUUUCUAGAGUCUUCGAAGUAAAAUAUUUUUCACAUUGGAACUUCUUGGUGUGGUUAUUGGCCACAAUCCAAGUUAUAUUUGGUGUAGUGUCUAGACUUUACGGAUGGUUUUAGAAGAAGGACAUCACUGGAAAAUAGGUGAUGGUUCGUCAAUUAAUAUUUGGACCGAUCAUUGGCUUAGUGGUAUGUACAUCCCAUGUGUACAAACACCUUAUCUUUUUUCACUAUAUCACAAAUAGUUGAUAACUUGAUAGAUAAGAGUACAAGAUCUUGGAUUGGUACAUAAGCAAAUAUACUUUUGGAGGUUCUGAUGUGAGUGCAAUUUUGAAGAUUACUUUGUUGAGAUUGAAUAAACCUGAUGAGAGGAUAUGGAUAUUUGAUGGUAGAGGAACUAAUGCAGUUAAAAAUGCUUACAUAGUUUGUGCAGAACACUUGGUCAAUAUAAAGGAGCUUAAAAUUCAAGGAGAAAUUUUUUAUGUGGAGAUUUGGGAGUAAUUGUCUCCCAAACUGAGCAAACUUGCAGACUAGAGGGGUUGUAACAUGCCCCACAGUCCGUGUCUGUUGUGAGUAAGCAACAUAGAAUUCUUGAUACUUGUACCUUGAAUGUACUGAGUCAGCAAAAUGUGUCUCUUUAGCCAAUAUUGAAUAUGCUAAUACCCGGUUGAGAGAUUUGAUGAUUUUUCUGUGUGCAGGUUUCACAUCAUAUGAUUGAUAGUCAUAUGUCCAUCAAUUUCCAGACACUAAAUGGGAUGAAACCCCAUGACAAAGUUUUUGCGCUUAUGGCUACAUAUACUCAUCUUUUGCAUGAUCUAAGUAGUUCUUCCACAACACCAUCUGUCAGAUCUACUCCAAACAAAGAUGAUGGACAACAAGAAAAACCAGAUUGUCAAGUGAAAAGAUGUCAGCAACAACCUCACCUAAUUAUUGACGUCCUCCAUGUGUGCAAAAAUGUCACAAGAUGUUGUUUAUCAACGCCCUUUGUUUGGUGGAAAAAUAUCAAGCACGUUCCCCAACAGGUUCCAGGAUGUCAGUGAUAUACGACAAGUUCCUGAUCAUCAGGAGGUGUUUGCGGAUCCUAGCCGUGAUGAAAGCUUGAUUGUUGAGCUUUUAGAGUUUAAGCCUGAUAUUGCUGACGAUGGAAGUGCUGCAUGGUUUCUUCAAGACCUUGCUAGGGAGCAGGAUGCAGAAGGAACUGUGGUUAUUGAGCAAUCAGGAGUUCUUGAAGCACCUGGUUUGAUGUAUAAUAAUAUACCGGCUGUUGUAACAACUGCAGUAGGCCAAAUGGCGAUUUCUAAGGGACGACAAGGACGGGAAGCACAAAAUAUUGUGAAAGUUUAUUUGGCUAAUUUGCGUGUUAAAGGAGUUGACACUGAUGUACUAAUCACUGCAUAUGAGCCCAUUGUUAUCAACCCUUUUAGCGAAAGUGCGGACACAGUUGGUGCGGGCAUGGCUGUGCCUGCGUCACAAGCUGGAUGUAUGUCAAUGGACGAGGUCUUUAAACUUGCUGCUACAAGCUUCAAGGUUUAUGAUUGGAGUCUUUUUGAUGCAUCAAGACCCUAAGUGUGUGUGCUAAGCAAUGUUAAAGUAUAUGGAGUUGGGAAAUUUUAGAAUUAUCAUCAUUUGGGUGAAAUUUUGAACAUAGGUGCCAUUCCCAUUUUCUGUUUUGGUCUUCCUCAUGGAAUUUUCUUUGGACAGAACUUUUUGUUUUCUUCUUCGUAUUUAUUAGUCGGUAGGAUUGUCAGCGAGAAUUAUCAUCAUUUGGGUGAAAUUUUGAACAUAGGUGCCAUUCCCAUUUUCUGUUUUGGUCUUCCUCAUGGAAUUUUCUUUGGGCAGAACUUUUUGUUUUCUUCUUCGUAUUUAUUAGUCGGUAGGAUUGUCAGCGAGAAUAUGUUCAAUUAUUUAGAAAAAUUGGUAAAAUUUUUCCUUUGAGGAGAUGCAGGAUUAGAGUUUGUUCUAAGUCUCUUAGACAUGGUAUGGUUCAUGCAUUAUUGAGUUAUUGGAAAUAUAUACAUUUUGCAGUCAAUUUUUA